This is a messenger RNA of Ipomoea nil (Japanese morning glory), 900 nucleotides long. Its product is annotated as HVA22-like protein e. The transcript is spliced from 5 exons. Lineage: Eukaryota; Viridiplantae; Streptophyta; Magnoliopsida; Solanales; Convolvulaceae. The record is from RefSeq and is a predicted model, not a curated record. Bases 292 to 660 code for a protein of 122 amino acids.
UGAUGUGGGCGGUGCGAAACCUCCACGUUAAGGCGAGAAUCUGAUGCCGCUUGCAGCGCCGCGUGUCGCUAUAUGGCCACCCCCUCUCCCACUAUAAAACCUGGAUGUCGCUAUCGGCUAGUAGCUUACCUUAAUCCACACGUAUACUCACUCAUUAAUCUACCUAGGACCUAGCUUGCUUAUAUUGUCUGUUAAAUUAGUUUCCUCUUCAUCAGAUCAGUUUGGUGUUUCCGGCCAUCUCAAUCUCCGAUCCCUUAGGCCUUAGCUUUUAGAUAGAAUCCAUCCAUCAUCAUGGGCCGUUCAUGGACUUUGAUCACCCAACUUCAUGCCAUUGCAGGGCCGGCUACCACCUUGCUCUAUCCUCUGUACGCAUCAGUUGUAGCGAUAGAGAGCACAUCAAAAUUGGACGAUGAGCAGUGGCUUGCUUAUUGGAUUCUCUAUUCUUUUCUUACUCUCGUGGAAAUGGUUUUCCAACCCAUACUUCAAUGGAUACCAAUUUGGUAUGAUGUGAAGUUGGUAUUUGUGGCAUGGCUGGUGCUGCCACAGUUCAGGGGAGCUGCCUUCAUAUACGAGACGUUUGUUAGAGAAAAGGUGAUAAAAAAAUAUGUACCAAAUUUGCUGCAAAGAUCACCAAAUGCAAAGGCCAAAGCCAAAUUGUGACUUUCGUUUCUCCUAACAAGGUCGGUCACAAGGGAGGGCAGGAAGCCUACUGAGAAUAGAGCAAUAUGAUGUUUGGUGGACCGGCAACUUCGUACUAGGAUCAUAUAUAUCAUUUUGCCAUCUUCUUACAUUAACCUGUACCUGUGUAUCACCAUCAGUCGUCACAUUAAAAAAAAAAAAAGCUGUAAAAUAUCAGAUCUCUUCUCACUAAUAAAUUGAUGUUCUCCAUUCUUCCUGUCA